Molecule: messenger RNA, 1346 nt
Organism: Seminavis robusta
Lineage: Eukaryota; Bacillariophyta; Bacillariophyceae; Naviculales; Naviculaceae
Source: the annotation of a GenBank genome assembly
AAAUUCGAAUGUCACCAGACUUUUCGAUUGAAUAAUUCGAUUCGACCCACCACAGCAACACAAACAGACACCAAGAGCCCAACAACAAGCAACACAACACCCGACCCGACAACGUUCAGUGCCCACAGUACGACCUGUACCAGGUACUUGUGUUGUUUAUUCUAUCCCUGUUAUAUACAGACCAUGCCUCGUUUAGUCGGUCCCACUGCUCCGCAUCGUGGUGAAGGGAGAGGCUCCAGCCAUAGUCGACGAGACGCAUCCGGAAACAAGACGAUCAAGGAGAAGAAUAAGGAAAAGCGAGAACGCGCUCGCGACAGCAGUAACAGCAACAACCUGAGCAGCAAGACCAGUCGAGAAAACCUCAGUAGCCGAAACAACAGCAGUGAGAAACUCAGCAGCAAGACCAGCCGCGAAAAUCUGGUCAAAAAAGACAGCAAGAAUAGCAGCACCACUGCGAAUGCAUCGUUUUCGGCCAAACAAUCAUCAUCAUCAUCCACCGCACCCAACGAUGCCUCGUGGACUCCACCACUCUGGUUGACCAAGGUGAAACCGCCUCAUCGAACACGAAACUUGACCAUUCCCAUUCCACCCGUGCCAGCCGACACUCGCAAGGCCAUUCAGAAAUACAUUGAAAAACAACAACCCCCCUACCACAAGCAACAAGCCCAAAUGCAACUGCUACAAAACAAAUUAAAGGGACAAAAGGAAAAGGCCAAAUUGGCACAGAAAAAACUAGACAAGUUGGAAGAGAGCAAAGCCGAACGAAUCCAAGAAAUCAAAGUCAUGAGUCAAGAAGAAUUGGAGGCGAAAUUCCAAACCAUCCAGGAAGAAUUGGAAAAGGAGCAUGCGGCAGCAGCCAAGGCACACGAAGAAGAAUGGAAACAAAAUACCGAAAAAGAAGCGAAAGCGGCCAAACGACAAUAUAAAAAAGAACAAGCGGAACUGGCCGAAAAAGACCGGGAAGCACACCAACAAAAAGUACAAGAGGAAUUAGAAUUGCAAGCAAAACAGGCCAAAGCCAAGGAUGAUGACGACGACAAGGACUUGCUUCCGAGUCAAAAAUUAGAACGAGAGCAUGCCAAAGUAAAGGAAAAAUUGGACGGUCUCAAAGAAACCAAAAAGGAAAUUGUGUGGCUGCUCAAGCAGGUCAUCAAUGCCGAAAAGAAGCGAAAGGCACCAGAGCCCCACAUGCCACCCAAAAAGAAGCAAAUAAAACUUUAGGGGAAGUAUGUGGCAGGAUAACUCUUAUUUAGUUCGAUUCGACCAGCACUCUAGCCACCGGUUAGUAUUAUUAGAAGUAAUCUGUGUACCAUACACUAGACUUCUUACUUGCAAUUAUUGUAGAU